AUGCCCAAAAUUAGCGGUAAUUGGAUUUUAUACCUAUCAACGUUUACAGCCAAUUUGUUUUUCUUCUCUUUCGGCACCAUGAUGUCGUGGAAUACUCCAGUUUUGUUGAAAUUUCGAUCGGACAACAACGAAACUAAUCCUCUAGGAGCUCCACUCACCGUCUUCCAGUUGUCAUUGUGCACCUCAAUAUACCCCUUUGCAUCAAUAUUUGCAGGACUUUUAGUGUCGAAGAUGCCUGACAUAUUCGGCAGGAAGAGAUCCAUGAUCUACAUAGCUUCUGCUGGACUGUUGUGUUACAUUGGUUUAGCAUUCGUUAAAAACGUUUGGUUGUAUUGUGUAAUUUAUAUGUUAGUUAGUUUUGCUAUCACCGGUGGCAUUGUAGUGGCGCCAACUUAUGUUUCCGAAAUAACUGAAACGAGUAACAGAGGCUCAUUGAGCUCAAUUGUGGCAGUAGCAACGACAUCUGGACAAUUGUAUUUAUUUUUUUUGAGUUCAUUUGCGGAUUUCAACACGCUGUCGUUGUGUUGUGGUAUGCCCUUUUUGUUGAUGAUCAUAUUGUCAUUCUUUACAUAUGAAUCGCCGAUAUUGCUAUCUAUGAGAGGCGACACGGACGGAGCUUUAAGCAUAUUAAAAAAAUUAAGGGGAAACGUGGAUCCAUCUAAAUUGGAAGCGGAGCUAAAAGAGAAAGAGAAGAUGAUUAAAAAGAAUGACAAGAAAGGCGCUCUGAAAAUUUUAUUCAAAACUUCAGCCGGUAGGAAAGCUUUGUUUAUAGCAUUGUUGAUACGUUCAUUGCCUAGUAUUUCGGGAUUUUACGCCAUUCUAUCAUUCUUCGAUGAUUUUUUGCGAGAACCAACGCACAUGUCAGUUUCCUCAAACACACUUAGCAUAUUUGUAAUUACUUUUAAGAUGUGCACGGCUUGUUUGAUUUCGAGUUAUGUCGAUAGAUUUGGCAGGAGAAUAUAUCUUCUAUCUGGCUGUAUUGUAUAUUCAGCGUCCACAUUUUUCAUGGGUAUGUAUUUCAUGUGCAAAAACAACAAUAUGUAUAUACCUGAAGCCGUAAAGUAUGCUCCAAUUAUUUUAUUAUUCUUGGUCUCCUUGGGUUAUAUGCUGGGUCUUGCAGGCGUAACCUACACUUUAGAAUCGGAAAUUCUUCCCAAUGAAGCUAGAGCAGUGGGUUCCGGUUUUGUCGCGUGCAUUUCCAAUUUGUUAUUGUGUCUUAUAGCUGUUAGUUACCCAUAUAUCGAGACAUAUUUAGGUCUUCACUACUGCAUGUUCAUGUUUAGUGUCCCUAUUAUAAUUGGUUUUGUUCUAAUUUUCAUUUAUGUACCGGAAACUAAAGGAAAAACAUUUGAGGAAAUAAAAUGUUUGCUUGAGAAACAUUCAACAUAA
Phyllotreta striolata is the source of this 1389-nucleotide messenger RNA. The record is from the annotation of a GenBank genome assembly. NCBI's taxonomy places the organism in Eukaryota, Metazoa, Arthropoda, Insecta, Coleoptera, Chrysomelidae.